Messenger RNA from Trichoderma harzianum CBS 226.95, 497 nucleotides. RefSeq lists its product as hypothetical. The transcript has a single exon. The coding region runs from base 117 to 386 and encodes 89 amino acids. The record is from RefSeq and is a predicted model, not a curated record. NCBI's taxonomy places the organism in Eukaryota, Fungi, Ascomycota, Sordariomycetes, Hypocreales, Hypocreaceae.
AAGCGAGAAUUAAUUAACUGGUGUGGAAGCGGAAUCAUCGAAGCGGGAAAAGGUAUCGGAUGGGCUAACACGACCACACACAACGAACCUGGUUGCAUUAUCAAAUCAUCAUCAUUAUGAUUUGCGGGGGAUGGAUCGGAGCUAUCAAGGAAAGGCUGGAAGCCUUUUUCAUUAUUAUCACCUUUUGCUCGAUGGGAAACAAUGGUGGGCGUUUUAUAUCUUUUUCACACUUUGCUUUUUUUUUUUUUUUGCAUUGCAUAAUGGCUUGCCGGCAAAUGCACGCCCGUUAUAUCCCGGAACCUUCGGAGUGUCUUUAUGUUUUAUUUUUUUAUAAUUUGUUCUUCCGGCUCUAUUUUGUAUUCGCUACGAAUUUGGCUGGAACUUAGCUAGAUUGGGUCUUUUUUUUUUUUUUCUUGUUUGUGCUUUUGUUGCAUUUUUACUAUUUCAUGAGAUUGAUUAUGGUGUGGUAUGCUUAUAUGGAGCAUGGAGCAUGGAGC